Messenger RNA from Amoebophrya sp. A120, 1162 nucleotides. The record is from the annotation of a GenBank genome assembly. Lineage: Eukaryota; Dinophyceae; Syndiniales; Amoebophryaceae.
GUGGCAGGCCGAGCAUUCUCGGACGAGGCACGGGUGGGAUCCUUCCGGAGGAAUCUCCACUGGGGUCGCGGCAAGCAGCAUCCCGCCCACGUUUCGCCCCUUUGGGGAAUGGGACAGCAAAUUCUUUCGGAGGUCAACAGCGUCGUGCGAUAUGGAAGAUGGUGCGAGUGAGGCAUCUGAUGUUGAAAAAAAUGAUCUACCAGCAGCUGCCACGACCGCGUCCGCGACGCAGCAUCGAAAUUCGGAGGGCGCGCGAAGCUAUUUCCGGAGUGGUGAAGACCGAUCAUCGGCAACAAGUAGGGAAUCGAGAUCGAUUUCUACCGGUAAAGCUACUCGCGCAGCCUCCUCAGAAGGCGGCGGAGCUCCGCGACGCGCUAGUCGGCGGAGAAGAAGGAGCAGCUCGCCUGCUGCUCCUCCGCAAGUAGAGACUCCACCUGUUCAUCUUGGCGGUCAAAGACGUAAAUCCACACAUCAAGGACCACAGACGAGAACAACGCAACCUCGCGGCAGGUCUCCCACCCGCGGUAAAGCUCUUGUGGCGCAGCCGCUGCGAACCACGGGGAGGGAGAAGGACCGGCGAUCAAAGAGUCGGCUGCGCGUUAAAAGCAAAAGGCGCACCGCCAGCGCUCCUGUGGGUGGCGCAGGGGGACGACGGACGGAGGCUUCGAUCGACAAAAGAAGUUCUUCGAAGAGGAAUCGUGCGGCACUUUGGAAGACACUAGAUGACGUGGCGGAGGCCAGCAGUGCGGUGCAUCAUAAGGGGGAUUAUGUUGGCCCGGCUGCUGCUCCUGCUGCGCCUGCAGCAUCAGCAGCUCCUGUGGGCGGGCAUCAAGUCGAGCCUGAAGCUCCUGCGUCAGACCAUUUCGAAAUAGAGCCUGGCGAAAAUCCAACGUUUGCUCUGGGGCUAGCGGCUAUUCCGUCGACAAGGCCAUCCUGGGCAGAUUGGAUGGAUUCAGAUGAUGACAGCGACGGCGAAGAUGAGGGUGAAAGUGAAUAUGUGCGCUCUUUUUAUCAACAGGGACACCAACACGACCCCAUCUCCGUGGAGGAGUGUGCACUCCACGGACGAGACACGGCUGCAGUACUACCAGGCAGCCCUCCUCGGGGUUCUCUGAGUCGUCCCCGGGUAGAGCAGGUACGGGACCCAGAAGUUGUGGGGAGG